Messenger RNA from Salvelinus fontinalis (brook trout), 1873 nucleotides. RefSeq lists its product as uncharacterized. The transcript has 5 exons. The record is from RefSeq and is a predicted model, not a curated record. The coding region runs from base 248 to 892 and encodes 214 amino acids. Gene Ontology annotation, molecular function: signaling receptor activity. Gene Ontology annotation, biological process: regulation of neuroinflammatory response. NCBI's taxonomy places the organism in Eukaryota, Metazoa, Chordata, Actinopteri, Salmoniformes, Salmonidae.
UACACAGUAUAUGAUGGUUGCACUACAUAGCCCCUAGACACAGCCCAAGAGAUGUGUUGUCAUUGUGAAAGUCCCACUUAGAAGAUAGAAUACAUUUACACAGCACCACUUCCUCCUCUCAGACAGCACAAGAUCAUGUAACUGGGUCAAACCUGUCAAAUGACAAUCACUUUAGUUUGACUUUUAUUCUGCUGUCGGUCUGAGCAGAAAAUGUUGGACUAACGUUUGUUUUCUGCAGUUGGUCAUUAUGUGUGGAAUACGAACAUUCAGGCUUUCUCUGCUUCGGCUGGUGUGGGGUGUGUGCACAGCAUUUGAAGAGAUUCAAGUGAAAACAUUGGAAACAGGAGCAGAUUUGGGCACUCUUGCUUGUCCAAACCAAACCAUUCAUACCAUGAUGUUUGUAAUAUGUAAGUUAGAUAGAGUGAUAAGUGGUGGGAAAGAGUGUCAAGUGUCUCUUCGGUUUGACCAAAAUGGUACAGACAGCACUUGUGAACCCAGAGUCACACUGCAGACAGAGAGUGACAGAGUGUUUCUACACAUCAGCAACAUACAACCAUCUGAUGAAGGGAACUACACCUGUGAGUGUGUAUAUAAUCGAGGAACACAUUGUUUGCAUCUCAAUAUUUCUGUCAAUGGAUCCCAUGUCUCAAACAACCUUUCUUUCCAACGUCCUUUCAAUGUCAUGAUAAUAACAGCCUUUGCAGGAUUUGUAGCAAUCGUGGUCCUUGUUGGAAUAAUCAGGAGGAAAUGUAAUCUCAACAGGAGAACACAGCAGAAAGCGGUGUACACCUUUAAAGAGGAGGAGCAACAGGACAUUGAGCUCUACUGCACGCUCACAAGGAGAGACAGUGAGCUCUACUCAACUCUCCAGCUGCCACAUUGUAACCCCUGACACCGUUGACCAAUGACAACAGGGAGUUAGACAACUUUUUCUAUCACUAGGGGUUAAAUAGUAUUUCACCAGUCCUGGAUAUACAACUGUACAAUAUAUCCAUUUACUGCAUAUCUUGAUUACUGUAAUGCCCCUAUUUUUACAGCUGAUACACUGACUUUAUAUAGUUCCAUUGAUUGGUUACUGACACCUGGCUGAAUAGGUCCUUUACUGUAGAUAGUCUUCUGUUGCUGUAAAUAUCAGCACUUAAUGUAUGAAUGCUGCACAUUAUGUUACUAGAACCAAUGUUCUUGUGGACAGAUGAUGUGACUCCUUAAAUUAUAUUACGUAUAACCAAUGUUCCUGUGGACAGAUGUGAUCAAGUGCAUUUCCACCUGGUGUCAGUGUAUUGGAUUGGUAAAAUAUAUUCCCUGCAGCAGUAGAUGUACAGUCAUCACAACAUGCUUCAUGACAAUGUAUUUUUCUUGCUUUCAAUGUUCCAUCUCCAUGUAUCAUGUAGGCCUCAUUAAUUACAUGUUUAAGUGAAGAGAUGUAACGACAAAACUAAACCAUUCAUGAAAACUUCAUUUCCAAACAGAUCCAUGAACUCUAUAGUAAUAUGUAUAAUGUAUUGGCUGUAUGUAUCUAACCCAGCAUGUACACUCUAGAGGAAAACUCACUAUUAUCCACAUCAGUCUUAUAUGAUAUAAGAACCCUUCAGCCUUGUGGUGGUGCAGAAUCUAUCAUUGUUUGUGUCUAAAGGAGGAAGUGGACCUGUUGAGGUGUCUGUUGUUAAUAUGUUGGCCUCUUCGUUGUGUUCUGCAAAGACCAAGAUGCACUAGCAGAGGUCCAAGUGUUUCUGUGAAACAGUAAGACAGCUAGAAGCUAGAAAACAGAACCACUUCCUCCUCUCAGCCCUCAAGGUUCAUUAUAACUAGUCAACCCAAGUUUGACUUUGUUUCUCUAUUGAACAACUAACGUUGGAUAGACGUUGAGUUCUGU